AUGCCCCACCGAGCAGUAAUACGCGAGAAUGCAGAAUCAACCAAGCUACGAGUGGUAUAUGACGCCUCGGCCCGUGCGUAUGACGGUGCGCCAUCUUUGAAUGAGUUAUUACACACUGAACCCCCACUACGGAAUGAACUUUGGAAUAUAUGUGUGAAGGAAGCUGAACGUGACGCGCUGAGGUUCCACUGGAUUAAAGACAAAUCGACUAAAGAACUGGAAGUGGUGAGGUUUACGAGAGUGGUUUUUGGUCUUGCUCCUUCUCCUUUCCAACUCAAUGCCGUGAUACAACAACACCUGGAAAGUCUGCAGUCCGAGUACCCACGGACUGUGCAAGAAAUUAAGAACAGUCUGUAUGUAGAUGAUUUGAUUACUGGAGAUACUACUGUGGAAGGUGCGCAACACCUCAAACAUCAUGCGGUAGAGAUCUUUAAUCAUGCAAGGUUCACCUUGCACAAAUGGCACUCAAACGUGCCAGAACUAGAAGGCGACUGCACCGAUGACGAGCCUUCGUUUGCUAAACAACAGCUUGGUGCAUCAUCAGCUCGUGGAGAGUGCAAACUACUGGGACUCAAAUGGGACAAAGGGGAUGACACUUUACAUGUUUCAUUCCCAUCUCAGCCUGCUACAUUGACCAAGCGGGGCAUCCUCGCCAACUUAGCGAAUAUUUAUGACCCGUUAGGACUUGUGUCGCCUGCAAUGUUAAAGGGGAAACAAAUCUCUCGAGAAGCCAGUGAGAUGAAGUUGAGCUAG
Messenger RNA from Stylophora pistillata, 753 nucleotides. RefSeq lists its product as uncharacterized. The record is from RefSeq and is a predicted model, not a curated record. Lineage: Eukaryota; Metazoa; Cnidaria; Anthozoa; Scleractinia; Pocilloporidae.